Scutellospora calospora is the source of this 1171-nucleotide messenger RNA. The record is from the annotation of a GenBank genome assembly. NCBI's taxonomy places the organism in Eukaryota, Fungi, Glomeromycota, Glomeromycetes, Diversisporales, Gigasporaceae.
AUGACAAUAAAAGUAGAAAAGGAUAUAAAAAAAUUGGAACAAAAAUUAGCAAAAUUCGAUAAACAAACAUUUUCAGAGACUAGUGAAGCACCAUCAUUAUCAGAUGAAGAAUUUACAAAAAUUUAUGAAAACCUUUCUGCACCACUUUUUGCACUUACACCUAAAAAAUUAUCUUCCGGUGGUAUAAUUGACCAACUAGCAUUAUUAACACCAGGUUCUCGAGAAUUUGAAUUUCAUAAGAAUAAAAAAUUACCAUCAUCAGAAUUACCAUCUGCUAAGUUAAUUAAAGAAUCUUUGGAUAAUACUAUUAUUCCUUCAAUUGAUACAUUGGAAAAAAGAAAUUUAAGCUUACAACAUUACAAUAAUGUUUUAUAUGCUUGUGAAGCAGGAUUAACUCCAAAUAUUUUUACAUAUGAACAACUAAUAAAUGUCUAUUCGAAUGUGGGGGAUACCAAAAAUGCAUUAUCUGCUUUUGGUAUGAUCGAGGCUGCUGGACUUGAGCAAACAGUAUAUAGUUUUGCAAAUUUGGUUAAAGCCUAUGUAAACAAUUUACAAAUUGAUGAAGCUUUCAAUGUCUAUUCCAAAAUGAAGGCCGCUAAGAUAAUGCCUAAUCAAGGAUGUAUAAAAAAUCGCGAAAUUGCGCGUGCUUGGAAAACGUUUGAUCAUAUGCGAUUAGAAGUUUGUCAACCUGAUGAAGUGACUUAUAGUCUAAUGAUUCACAUUUGUGCAAAGAUGAGAGAUGCAGAACGGGCUUUUGACCUCUAUCAAGAGAUGACAGGAAAAGGAUUAUGUCCAACCGAUGUAACAUUCAAUUCUUUGAUCGAUGCUUGCGCGCAAGCAUUCAAAGUGUUAGAAGACAUGAGCGAUCAUGGAUACCUUCCUGACUUGUACACAUACAAUUCAUUAUUAUAUGCAUGCGCACAUAAGGGUGAUAUCUAUACGGCUAGAAAAUUGUUAAUAUCAAUGAUGCAAAGCGCUCGACAGAACCCAUCAUUGUCACCUAAUUUAGCUACAUUUUCAAAUUUAUUUUUGACUUAUUCCGCACAUAAAAUUUCCAAUCAACCAAAACUGGAGAAUAAGGAGUCUUUAUAUAAUAAAUCAUCUAUGUCUAUCUUGGAAGAGGAUGAAUUAGAGAAUAACCAAGUUGAAAAUAAAAUUGAAAAUUACCAAU